AUGGAUAGCCGCGCCGUAAAUCCCCAAAAGACGCUCGUCACCCCGUUGUGGGUGUUUGGCAUCCGAAUCGCUCAGGUUGUCUUGUCUAUUGUCAUUCUGGGCAUGGCCGCCGCCUGGACCGACUAUGCGCUCUUCGACGCUCCCAGCCUCGCCAUUGCCGCCGCCGUCUUCACCUGGGUCGUCGUCGCCUACAUUCUCGUGACGGAAAGGAUUCCCGUCGCCAAUGCCUUUUACACCAUCUACGCAGUCAUUGCCCUGGACGCCUUCAUGUGCAUCAUCUGGCUGUCUGCGUGGGCUCUCAACGCCGCUCGUCGCGCCGAGCUGGGCAAUGUUGGCGGCCGCCGAGGUGGGCGCGGCCGGUUUUGCUACGAAGGCAUCUGCUACGACUACAAGAAGCGUUCCAUUGAGCGUCGCGCCAUGACCUGGCAGACUCUCAGCGGCCUUCUUGCCGGUGUCGCUGCUCUUGGCGCUAUUGCCUGGGUCCUCUUCAUUGUCACCCUCGUCUGGACAAUCAUGAACUUUCUCAAAGGACGCAAGGACGGCCGCUAUACCCUCGGCUCUUCCAGCACAGCCAAUGCCGGUCACAACAUGGAGGAGCAAAAGGUCCAGGGCCAGCAGCCGCCGCAGCAGCCCCAGCCGCCGCAGUCUCAGCAGCCCCAGCAAUAUGUCCAGCCCGAGUACAACGGCCAGCAGCAACAGGCAUAUCCUCAAUACCCUCAGCCGCCUGUUGAGGUCCAGACCCAAUACCAAGCUCCUCAAGUCGACACCCAGUACCAGCAGCCACAGCAGCCACAGCAGCAACACCCCCAAGACCCCAACCAGACAACUCCACAGCAGCAGCAGCAGCAACACCACCAGUAA
This is a messenger RNA of Beauveria bassiana ARSEF 2860, 861 nucleotides long. RefSeq lists its product as uncharacterized. Bases 1 to 861 code for a protein of 286 amino acids. NCBI's taxonomy places the organism in Eukaryota, Fungi, Ascomycota, Sordariomycetes, Hypocreales, Cordycipitaceae. Gene Ontology annotation, cellular component: membrane. The transcript has 3 exons. The record is from RefSeq and is a predicted model, not a curated record.